GGAACUGCCUGAGGGUUCCUCCGAGCAGGAGUGCACGGGUGUGGGUGCCAUUGUGUGUGAGCGGGAGGAUGGGAGGCCAGUGCCUGUGGCCCCGGUGUGGGUGAGCGGGGCAUCUUGCACCUUAGUGCAGCCGCCUGGCCUCCGGUGAAUAACUUGGGUAUGGAAUGGUGUCUGUCCCUGCAUGGGUGCAUAUGACCCCGCCAGUGACCAGAGUUGCUAAUGGUGUCAUGCACGCACUGGUCACCCCUCACGACGCUAGCGCCCCCUUCUGUGCACCCUAAUCUGUAUGCCCUUACAGUUCGCUUGCUCAAGAGUGGGGGCCUGGGUCGGGAGCGGGGGCUAAGGAGAAAGAUGGUCUGUGGAAGAGCUGAGCCGGGACCCCUGGGACCUUCACGGAGGUGGCCUGGGAGCGCUCAGUUCCCAGGCUCAGGCUUCCAGCUGACGCCUCCGGGCCGCAGCGCCCCCCCACCCCCCAUCCCCGCCCCAGGAAUGUGCCUCUCCUCUUCAGCCCGCCUCUCCAAGUGCAGGUCCCUGGGGACCGCGACAGCCCCGCCUUCCCUUCCCGGGCGCCCUGGAGGGGGCGAGGCGGGCAGGACGCCUGGGUUCUCUCCUCCCCCCUCCCAACUCAGGGAGAAAUUCCUCCGAGGUCCCCUCAGGCUCUGGGUUCCCAAAAUAACCCUGCGGGGGAAGGGAGGCUGAGGAGGGAGGGAAGCGGGCGAGGCGCAGAGCUGAGCUGCGGGGUGCUGCAGGGGAUAGGUGCGAAUCCGGCGGGAGGCUCCCGGAACGCAGCUUGGGCCCAGCCCACCCGCGCUGGCGGCCAUGGCGGGCACCCUGGACCUGGACAAGGGCUGCACGGUGGAGGAGCUGCUCCGCGGCUGCAUCGAAGCCUUCGAUGACUCCGGGAAGGUGCGGGACCCGCAGCUGGUGCGCAUGUUCCUCAUGAUGCACCCCUGGUACAUCCCCUCCUCUCAGCUGGCAGCAAAACUGCUCCAUAUUUACCAACAAUCCCGGAAGGACAACUCCAAUUCACUGCAAGUGAAAACGUGUCACCUGGUCAGGUACUGGAUCUCAGCUUUCCCAGCGGAGUUUGACUUGAACCCGGAGCUGGCUGAGCAGAUCAAGGAGCUGAAGGCUCUGCUAGACCAAGAAGGGAACCGCCGGCACAGCAGCCUCAUUGACAUCGAGAGUGUCCCCACCUACAAAUGGAAGCGGCAGGUGACCCAGCGGAACCCUGUGGGACAGAAAAAGCGCAAGAUGUCCCUGUUGUUUGACCACCUGGAGCCCAUGGAGCUGGCGGAGCAUCUCACCUACUUGGAGUAUCGCUCCUUCUGCAAGAUCCUGUUCCAGGACUAUCACAGUUUCGUGACUCACGGCUGCACCGUGGACAACCCUGUCCUGGAGCGAUUCAUCUCCCUCUUCAACAGUGUUUCGCAGUGGGUGCAGCUCAUGAUCCUCAGCAAGCCCACAGCCCCACAGCGGGCCCUGGUCAUCACACACUUCGUCCAUGUUGCAGAGAAGCUGCUGCAGCUGCAGAACUUCAACACGCUGAUGGCGGUGGUCGGGGGCCUGAGCCACAGCUCCAUCUCCCGCCUCAAGGAGACCCACAGCCACGUCAGCCCUGAGACCGUCAAGCUCUGGGAAGGUCUGAUGGAACUAGUGACAGCCACAGGCAACUAUGGCAACUACCGACGCCGGCUGGCAGCCUGUGUGGGCUUCCGCUUCCCCAUCCUGGGUGUGCACCUUAAGGACCUGGUGGCCCUGCAGCUGGCGCUACCUGACUGGCUGGACCCUGCCAGGACCCGGCUCAAUGGGGCCAAGAUGAAGCAGCUCUUUAGCAUCCUGGAAGAGCUGGCCAUGGUGACCAGCCUGCGGCCACCGGUGCAAGCCAACCCCGACCUGCUGAGCCUGCUCACGGUGUCUCUGGAUCAGUAUCAGACAGAGGAUGAGCUGUACCAGCUGUCCCUGCAGCGGGAGCCUCGCUCCAAGUCCUCGCCAACCAGCCCCACAAGCUGCACACCGCCUCCCCGACCCCCUGUGCUGGAGGAGUGGACCUCAGCUGCUAAGCCCAAGCUGGACCAGGCCCUCGUGGUGGAGCACAUUGAAAAGAUGGUGGAGUCUGUGUUCCGGAACUUUGAUGUCGAUGGAGAUGGCCACAUCUCACAGGAGGAGUUCCAGAUCAUCCGUGGGAACUUCCCUUACCUCAGCGCCUUUGGGGACCUCGACCAGAACCAGGAUGGCUGCAUCAGCAGGGAGGAGAUGGUCUCCUACUUCUUGCGCUCCAGCUCUGUGCUGGGCGGCCGCAUGGGCUUCCUACACAACUUCCAGGAAAGCAACUCCUUGCGCCCGGUCGCCUGCCGCCACUGCAAAGCCCUGAUCCUGGGCAUCUACAAGCAGGGCCUCAAAUGCCGAGCCUGUGGUGUGAACUGCCACAAGCAGUGCAAGGACCGCCUGUCAGUGGAGUGCCGGCGCCGGGCCCAGAGUGUGAGUCUGGAGGGGUCUGCACCCUCACCCUCACCCACACACACCCACCAUCAUCAUCGCGCCUUCAGCUUCUCCCUGCCCCGCCCUGGCAGGCGAGGCUCCCGGCCUCCAGCUGUGACUGGAUCAAGGACUCAUUCCUGCCUUGGAGAAAACACUUGGACCAGAGCAGGGAGCCUGGGGGUGCUGGGGCAGGAGGCUGGGGCUGGGGGUGGGUGUGAGGGUGGCAUGUGGCUAAGGACAGGGCCUGGGCUGGUGUCCCUAAGGUUGUACAGACUCUUGUGAAUAUUUGUAUUUUCCGGAUGGAAUAAAAAGGCCCGUGUAAUUAACCU
Lemur catta (Ring-tailed lemur) is the source of this 2810-nucleotide messenger RNA. It is a transcript of the gene RASGRP2, whose product is annotated as RAS guanyl releasing protein 2. The transcript has 16 exons. Gene Ontology annotation, molecular function: guanyl-nucleotide exchange factor activity; calcium ion binding. Gene Ontology annotation, cellular component: plasma membrane. The coding region runs from base 820 to 2763 and encodes 647 amino acids. Lineage: Eukaryota; Metazoa; Chordata; Mammalia; Primates; Lemuridae. Gene Ontology annotation, biological process: Ras protein signal transduction; positive regulation of GTPase activity. The record is from RefSeq and is a predicted model, not a curated record.